CAAAUUUACAUCAAACCCGAGACCACAUUCCUCUCACCGGUCAACACUCUUUGACUCGCCGCCGGCGAGCUAAUACCAGUAGAUAUGAUAGCUCCUCACGUCGUUCUCUUCCCGUUCAUGUCCAAAGGUCACACCAUCCCAAUCCUCCACUUGGCCCGCCUCCUUCUCCACCGCCGUGUCACAGUCACCAUCUUCACCACUCCGGCGAACCGCCCCUUCUUCUCCAAGUCCCUCUCCGACGUCGCCGGCGACAUCAUCUCUCUCAUUGACCUUCCCUUCCCGGAAAACAUCGAUGGCCUGCCGUCCGGCAUCGAGAGCACCGAUAAACUCCCAUCCAUGUCACUCUUCCCCACCUUCGCCGGCGCCACCAAGCUGAUGAAACCCUUUUUCGAACGGGAACUGGGGAACCUCCCGCCGGUUUCAUUCAUGGUCACCGACGGCUUCCUCGGCUGGACUCUGGACUCCGCCAACAGCCUCGGAAUCCCCCGGCUGGCGUAUUACGGUAUGGGCUACUUCGCCAUGACCGUCUCACGAUCCGUCGCCGUUUCCGGACUUCUGGUGAAAACAGAGGACGCCGACGAGCCGUUCGCCGUGCCGGAUUUCCCCUGGGUUAGUCUUACAAGGAACGAUUUCGAAUCCACCUUUCAGGGAAGAGACCCCGACGACCCAUCUUUCCGGUUUUCAAUGGAGCAGAUCGCCGCCACCAUGAACAGCCAUGGUUUAAUCGUUAACAGUAUCUAUGAGCUCGAAUCCGAUUAUGUAGAAAACUAUAACCGGAACGGUGUGCCAAAAUCAUGGACCAUCGGACCCCUGUGCUUGGCGGAGCCAGAAACAGAGAAGUCGCCGGAGAAUCAAGAAAAGCCAUCUUACAUGAAAUGGCUCGACGGACUUCUAGAACAGGGGAAGUCGGUUUUAUAUGUGGCGUUUGGGUCUCAAGCGGAGAUAUCAACGGAUCAAUUGAAGGAGAUAAAGAUCGGGUUAGAGGAAUCCAAAGUGAACUUCUUGUGGGUGGUUAGAACGAAAGGGUGUGAUCUCGUGUUCGAGGACAGAGUGAAGAACAGGGGAAUGAUUGUGACAGAGUGGGUUGACCAGAGGGGGAUUCUCGGCCACCGGAGCGUGAAGGGGUUUCUCAGCCACUGCGGGUGGAAUUCGGUGCUGGAAAGUGUAUGCGCGGCGGUGCCGAUACUAGCGUGGCCGAUGAUGGCGGAGCAACACCUGAAUGCGAGGUUGGUGGCGGAGGUGAUCAAGAUCGGGGUGAGAGUGGAAACGUGCAAUGGGUCUGUUAGAGGGUUUGUGAAGUCGGAAGGUCUGGAGAAGGCGGUGAGGGAAUUGAUGGAAGGAGAGAGUGGUGAAAAGGCGAGGAAGAAGGUGAAAGAGAUGAGUGAAUCCGCCAUUAAUGCCAUGAAAGAAGGUGGUUCAUCCUGGCUCAAGUUAGAUGAGCUCAUUAACAACUUUUGCCCAAAAAGGCAAUUUUAGAUGAAGCAUCUGAUUCUAAUCAUUCUGUUCCUGUACUUUUUAAACUUGACAUAUUUUGUGACUUACACGAGUAUGUAUUUAUCUUCAUCAAUAAAUAAGCUUAAAAAAUGAUGAUCCACUCUUAUACUCACUUUUGUACAAACAAAAAGAAUACUUCACAAACAUGAUGAUUAUAAUGUGGAUAUAAGACUGAAUACAUCAAACAUUGUUGAAU
Molecule: messenger RNA, 1690 nt
Organism: Cuscuta epithymum
Lineage: Eukaryota; Viridiplantae; Streptophyta; Magnoliopsida; Solanales; Convolvulaceae
Source: the annotation of a GenBank genome assembly